Molecule: messenger RNA, 1910 nt
Organism: Mya arenaria
Lineage: Eukaryota; Metazoa; Mollusca; Bivalvia; Myida; Myidae
Exons: 4
Coding region: 321-1046 (241 amino acids)
Source: RefSeq, a predicted model, not a curated record
UUACAGAUAUACGACAAUGAUUCACCGAAAGGACAAGCAAACAAAACACUUUGUGGUCACGGAAACUUCACAUUCAUUUCCAGUGGACCCGCUGUUGUCAUUCAGUUUAUAUCAGACGAGUCCGUGAAUGGAACUGGCUUCAACGCUUCCUGGAAAGUUGAAAAAGAAGAACCUACAACAAUCCGCUCGAUAACCACAGUCUUCAAUACACAAUCCUCACACACUGGUUUCGAAGGUAAGUUGAGACCUAAAUUUAUGAGUUAUAUUUUAAAGAAAGAAUGAUUGGUAUGACAUUCAAAUCUAUGAUCUAAAUAUAUGAUAUGAUUGUAGAAGCAACCACCGUCUUCGACACCCCGACCUCUCAUACUGGCUUAAAAGUUUGGCUGAUCGUUGUUAUUUCCUCGGGAAGUGUUGUGUUUGUGCUGUUGGUUAUCGUUCUCAUUUGCUGCUGGAGGCGACACCAACGGCCAAGGGAGGAGAUCAAAGAGGAGUACGUGUUUACUAAUACAGAAUUCGACAGUAAUGAAAUAAUCACUACAUGUGACAAAAGGCACGGCAGUCCCUUAACAACCGAUUCAAACAGACUUGACAAAAUCAUGGAAACUUAUGAAACGGUACCCAGUGAACUUUUAUCAGCGGAUAGUACCCAACCGCAAAGAGCAGCUUUUAUUUCUCCAAACGAUGAUUUUACACACGAUGCUUAUAACAGUUUGAAUGCAACUUUGAACAAUACUUUCGCUAGCCAAACAGACAAUGUGUACAACCAUAUAACAAAGGAUGAAACGGAAUACUCAGUGUCAGUAGGUUUUAAAACACCUACGAAAACUCAGAUAAAAUGUUCGGACAAUGUUUACAAUACGCUCCACAAAACCGAGGAAAAGCUCUAUGAUCACGCCGAUGUGUCUGGUAAACCGGACAAACGUACUGAGAAUCCGAGUGAUGAAACUUACAAUCAGCCUGCACGCACAACGGAUAAUGAGUAUGACAGCACCUGUUCGCAUACACGUGUGGCCGAUGACUGUGAAUAUAAUUAUAUUAGCAAAUGAAUAGACAAGUUAUUAUUCUGCAAACGGAAAAUCGUAGUUUCGUCCUAAUACUCACUUAUUCCACGUUCAUGUUCAAUGGCCAAAUACAUAUUCUAGAUAACAUUUUAAACUAUACUCAAGAUAUGACAUUCAAGAACUGGAGAGAGGUUUCAAAAAGCUAACAAUGUAUUUUUUGCAAUGACUGACACAUAUGAUCUUGAUCCGUAAGUGAGCUGAUCUCUAUGUGAAAACGAGAAUGCAAAUUGAUCUUUUUUAGCAAAUUAUGGAAUUAUAUCACAGCCAGUGAUAUUACUACAAUUAAUCGUCUUCAACUUUUCAUUUUCAAGAAAGGAUUUUAUUGUCGAAAUAGAUCCGACAGGUUUGAGUCCAUGCAAGGGGAAGUACAAGUUGCAUUUAUAAUUAAUAAUUAGAAAAUCGCUUUUCUUAAUUCGACUCUAAUAUACCACCUAAAACAUUUCCUUAGUAUGAUAUUUUCACAAACAGAAAGAUACAUGUUUUCCUGACAUUUGCAAAAUAGUAUGAGAAUUUAAACAUCAUAUUUGUAUAAACGAAGUGUACCCUGAACUAAGAGAACCUUUUAUGUAACAAUGGAUAAAUACUGUAAAACGUCUCGUGCUUUCAAUGACAAAAAGAACCUUGUCAGAGGAACUUGAAAGGCGGAAUUUCAUUGCCGACAUCAAUCAGUUGGGCGCCAACCUAUCCGAGGAAGUAUUGUUGUUGAACGAUGAAACAUUCUCCCUGGCACUUCUUGGUGCAGAACUGUCAGGGAAAGACAGUCAGGAUUUGGGUCAAAACGUAUUGAAGUGAUUAUAUAUAUUAUUUAUACCUGUCUGAAUGUCUACAAAAAUACAAAUACAAUAAAAC